AUGUUUAAAAGUCCAGCGGCGCAGUCCAACACCAACACGGGGGUUGGAACUGCUGUCGCUUUGUUGUCGCUGUUAGCUUCGGGAACAAAUGGAAAAAUAAAGAGAUUCUCACCAAAAACCUCUUCGCUCUCAGUGUCCAUCUGCAGUCUGAGGAAGAUGGAAGACAGGUCCCCAGCCCCGGUCCCAGUGUCCCCGGACUACAUCCAGCAGUGGAUCCAUCAGACGCAGCAGUUCCACGCUCUUCAGGCUCAGUACUCCGGCUAUCACCAGCACUACUCCUACCCCCCCACAGAGGGCGCUAUGUCGAGUGGCCAGAGCCUCAUGGAGCCACCCUCUCUCCCUCCUCACCCCCCUCAGAACCACCAGAACCCUCAGAACCAUCAGAACCAUCAGCACCUCCAAAACCUCCCUCCACUACAGGAGCAGGGAGCAGCCGACCUUGUCAAACCUCCUCCCAAGAAGCGUGGGCGUCCUGCUCAACCUAAAGAACCCAAGCCUCCCAAACCUCCCAAAGUACCCAAGCCCCCCAAAGAACCCAAACCCCCCAAAGAACCCAAACCCCCCAAAGAACCCAAACCCCCCAAAGAACCCAAACCCCCCAAAGAACCCAAGCCCCCCAAAGACCCCAACGCCCCCAAGGCCAAACCGGGACCCAAACCCAAGAAGAAGCCUACAGAGGAGGGGCCAGAGGGGAACCCUGAGGAAAGCCCCAAGAAGGUGAGGCGGAAAGUGGACCGCUUCAAAGGCAUGAGUGAAGAAGAGGUGAUGAAGAAGACGCUGCCUGACCUGCUAGACUACAACCUGGACUAUGUCAUUAUCGGCAUAAACCCGGGGCUCAUGGCCGCUUUCAUUGGGCGCUGGUUUCCUGGACCUGGAAAUCACUUCUGGAAGUGCCUCUUCCUGUCGGGUUUCACUGAGGAGCAGCUCAACCACAACUCAGACACAGUUCUGCCUCAGAAAUACAAGAUGGGCUUCACCAACAUGGUGGCUCGGGCAACUCCAGGAAGCAAGGACCUCAGCAGUAAAGAGCUGCGUGAAGGAGGAAAGAUCCUGGUGGAGAAACUCAAGAAGUUUAAACCUCUGAUCGCAGUCUUCAAUGGGAAAUGUAAAUCAUCCACAUUCACACACACACUAGAGCAGAGGUCAGGAACUUUUACUGUUCCUGAGAUGCCUCCUAAACCCGGGGAGCUCCGCACCGAGCUGCGAGGGUACAGACUGAGGGAGGAGGCUCGCGCUGCGCUUGAGAAGAUCAAGAACGAACACAAACUGGACUGA
Molecule: messenger RNA, 1275 nt
Organism: Knipowitschia caucasica
Lineage: Eukaryota; Metazoa; Chordata; Actinopteri; Gobiiformes; Gobiidae
Source: the annotation of a GenBank genome assembly